UCAGAUCACGUGACAUUAAAAAAUGGCGGAAAUUGACAAACCACGACCGGCUGUGUGGAUCCACGCCAGGCAGAAAGACGAUCCGACGCAAGGAUUUAACCCAGAAUUUUGUGAAAGGGUCGAAAAACACUUUGACAUCAUUUGCCAUAAAGAUCUUGUAGCAAAUCCAAUUUUAGGAGCAAACAUCGUUGGUGCCUUAGUCCGUGGUUCACGCAUGUAUUUGGAAAAUACGCUGGAUUUGCUCCCAAACUUGAAAAUUAUCGCCAACAAUGGCGUAGGGGUUGAUCAUAUAGAUGUUAAGAAAUACAAUCAGCUUGGAGUUAAAGUUGCCAAUACCCCAGAUGUUCUCUGCGAUUCCGUUGCCGACAUGGCUGUGACAUUGAUGUUGGCGUCUGCAAGAAACCUUAUUCCAGGUGUCAAGCUAGCCAUGGGUUCUGAACCAGUCCAAGAACUGAACCAAAACUGGCUUGGUAAUGAUGUCUGCUUUGCCACACUGGGUAUUGUUGGGAUGGGAGGAAUUGGAUUCAAGAUUGCGCAGAGAGCAAAGGCUUUCCAGAUGAACAUUUAUUACCACAACCGGAAAAGAAGGAGUACAGCAGAAGAGUCUACUGUAGGGGCCUCAUACUGUGCCUCGCUGGAAGAACUGCUUCCCAAGUGUGACUACCUCAUCAUAGCUUGUCCACAAACUCCAGAAACGGUCGGGAUGUUCUCUGAGGCUAGGUUCAAACAGAUGAAACCAAGUGCUACAAUCAUCAAUGUUGCCAGAGGAAAGAUUAUUGACCAAGAAGCCCUGUACACCGCACUGAAGAAUAAGACAAUAAAGGCAGCUGCAUUAGACGUGACGUACCCAGAGCCUCUCCCCAGGGACCACCCCCUCCUCACGCUGCCAAAUAUCAUCAUAUCACCUCACACAGGUUCUGCCACAGUGGAGACGAGGAGGAAGAUGGAGAUGUUGAUGCUGGAGAAUGUUUUGGCUGAGGUAGAGGGAAGGCCUCUGCCAAGUGAAGUCAAAGGAUAAAGAUUUAUUUCAGUUUGCUCAAGAGUCAGGGUUCACUGCCAAAUUUUGUUGCAGGCAUCGCCAAUAAAUAAUGCUUUAUUGCUGUGAUCAAAAAUUUGAAAAAAGAAAAUUAAUGAUAUUAAUUUUUUAAUAUAUUGGUUUUGACAAUCAUUUAAGUAUAGAUAUGACCUACUAUAUAUUUUUUAACAGUUUUACCAAUGUUAUUAUCUUUUGAUCUAGGGUAGAUUUUUGUUUAGAGUAUACAUGCUCAAUUGUUUUAUGCAAAGGCAAUAAUGAUUCAUUCCUGUAGAAAUGCAUGCAAUUGCAAUUAUUUAUCAGACGAGAGACAGUGCUAGUGUCAAAUGAUCAUUGGGAAGUGGGUACUAGUAUAGUCAUCCUGUGAAUAUAUUAGGUAUUUUUAAUGAUUAAUAGUUAACUUGCACAAAAUUAUUGAUUUAAUGUGCAGAAAAUGAAAGAAGGUUAAAGGUGAUACCUAAUUGUUAGCCAAAUAAUAUACUUUGUUGUAAACAGUUGUUCUUGAUUCAGAACAUUUUCAAAUUUUUAAACCAUCGAGUGACAAAAUUGUGCACAUUACCUUUUAAAUUCCUUUUGUGUAAGGGGUAGACAAGUAAAUUAUUGAAAAUGUUUCUAAUGGAGUGCAAUAUUUCUCUUUUAUCUAGUCUUGCAAUGGAUAUAUUUAUCACUGGUGCUGGUAUAAAUGGAGAAUAACAAAAGAGCAUUGACCAUGAAUGUUUUUGUAGUAAUUCAAAUAAUAUCCAGAUAGUUGAAAUCUUUGUAAUUGUUGAA
Messenger RNA from Lingula anatina, 1804 nucleotides. RefSeq lists its product as uncharacterized. Gene Ontology annotation, cellular component: cytosol. Lineage: Eukaryota; Metazoa; Brachiopoda; Lingulata; Lingulida; Lingulidae. Gene Ontology annotation, molecular function: NAD binding; glyoxylate reductase (NADPH) activity; hydroxypyruvate reductase [NAD(P)H] activity. The record is from RefSeq and is a predicted model, not a curated record.